This is a messenger RNA of Anopheles darlingi, 1438 nucleotides long. RefSeq names its product antigen 5 like allergen Cul n 1-like. Lineage: Eukaryota; Metazoa; Arthropoda; Insecta; Diptera; Culicidae. The record is from RefSeq and is a predicted model, not a curated record. The transcript has 2 exons. The coding region runs from base 1 to 801 and encodes 266 amino acids.
AUGCAUUCUAUCACGGCUGCUUAUCGGUCGAUCCUGUGUUGGUGGUGCUUGUGCUUCGUGCUCGUGUACCCAUCGGUGCCGGUGGUUCAAGGGGCUUUCGAUUACUGUGCCGCCUCAAAGGACCUCUGCCAACCGCCUGGUGCACGCCAUGUCGUCUGCAAUGGGCGCAACUUUGGUUCGGUUUGUCGGGAGCCGAAGCUGAUCAAAAUGAAUGAUCGCUACCGGAAACAAAUACUGGAGUUCCACAACAGACUACGGAACAACAUUGCUUGCGGUUAUUUCCGGCGCUAUGCCGAGGCCAGUUCGAUGGAACAGUUGGAAUGGGAUCCCAAGCUGGCGCGUAUGGCCGAGUACAAUGCUCGAACGUGCACAUUUGCGCACGACGAAUGCCGUAACACACGCAAGUACCGCCGGGUCGGGCAAAACCUGGCCAUCAAUUGGUUCCACGGUGUCAACGUGACGGUGUCUCAAGCCAUCGAUAAGUUCCAAAACCACUGGUACCAGGAGCACGGCCAGGGUAAGCAGAAGCUAGUCGACCGCUACACCCUACCCUCCAUGCAGGCCGGUAUCGGACACUUUACGCAGAUGAUACAUGCCGACACACACAGUAUCGGCUGCGCGAUGGUACGCUUCACAAGCGUCAUGAAAGGAUUGGCCGUGACGCAGUACUAUCUGGUGUGCAACUACUCCGAGGGCAACGUGUACGAGCGGCCCGUCUAUCGGAAGGGCAAACGAUGCAGCAAGUGCAAAUACGGAUGCUCAACCGGUACCUUCAAAUGUCUUUGUCGGAAGCAACACUGAGCACCAAUGAUGAUAAGCGUAUCUUAAUCCUUAAAACAAUUCCUUCUAUCACACCGCUAUCGGCGGGAAUUAACUAGUACUUUAGAGCAGCUCAUGACCGAUUAACCCCGAGCGCACACUGCAUCGAGUACGUAAGCAUGUAUCGGUGCAUUAAUAAACCGGCCCAGGACCUUCUACUGCUACUCACAUCGGCUCUUAUUUUCUCAAUUCAAAACGGUGCACGUGUCAACGCCGCUUCACGCGAACGGAGUACCAGCGCUACAAUGAUGUCUAUUCGAAAUCGAUGAGGUACAGAACUGUUUCCCUAGUAUUGUUGAGUCAUCACAUCAACGUGUGGUUGCGCCCAAUGGCCAUUACGUGCUCUGCUAUGCUCGAAUGGUUCCACGAGUAGUCUGAUGAGAGUAUUACACAGCAACAGUGGCAUGUGCAAGGUUUGUGAGAUGAUUACUGUAUGGUGCUAAUGAUUCCAGAACCUUGGCCAUGAUCUUGAAAACCCCUUUUGAACCUUCGUUCGAGGUUUGUAAAUCGUUGCAACGUGACAUGCAGAGCAAAUAGCUAUCACAGCCAUUUGUAAAUGAUCAUGAUACGUGAUCAUGGAUAAAUUCGAAUGUUGUUCAGCCAAUCAAUUAGUCAUGGC